Molecule: messenger RNA, 1181 nt
Organism: Harpegnathos saltator (Jerdon's jumping ant)
Lineage: Eukaryota; Metazoa; Arthropoda; Insecta; Hymenoptera; Formicidae
Product: mitochondrial amidoxime-reducing component 1
Exons: 6
Coding region: 180-1121 (313 amino acids)
Source: RefSeq, a predicted model, not a curated record
AUCGUCAAUAUAAAACGAACGACCUGAACCGAUAGUUUCAAUUCAUUAGAAAAAUUUAACGAGUCGUGAUAAAACAAUGCGUAGGUCGUGAAAAAUUGGUAUACAUUGGGCCAUAAAGUGUCUCGUAACCGUAUAAUUACAUACUACUAAAGGUUUUGGUAUUUUUAACUAUUUACAACAUGAUUGAUAAUUCCAAUGCAACCAGAAUGGAUGUAUUAGCCAUGGAAUUAAAUAACAAAAAUAAAAAAUGGAUCCAUGUUGGUACAAUAAAAAAAAUAUAUAUAUAUCCACUGUUGUCGUGUAAACCAAUAGAGCUUACUCAUUGCGAAAUUGGCCGGUACAAUUUAAUAACAAUCCAAAAUGAGUUUAUCUUGCGGAAUAACAUGUUCGUGAUAUACGAUGACAGCACCAAAUGUACGAUUCAAGACAAGAAAGAUCCCCGUCUGAAUUCUCUAGAAAUGAUACCUAUGACGGAAUAUAAAAUCAAAUUAGCAGGUGAAGGAAUGCCCGAUUUAGUCUUGGACAUAAUGGUUAUCCAGAACAUUUCUACACGCAUUUCGGCCUUAACAUCCUCCCAUGAUAAAUUUUUAAUUGGACUAAACUGCAUCGACUGCGGCACAAAAGCCGCCGCGUGGAUUUCCAGAUAUCUACAAAACUCUAAUGCGCGUUUAGGAUAUAAUAUACCUCAGAAUAAAUCGUUGGAACCAUUUGAGUACAAGUACAACUUUUUGAAGGAAAAUAACGUAGAUAUUACGGUACCUUACGAAAAUUUUCCGAGCUGCCAACUUUUGUCAGAAAACUCGCUCUCCUACGUAAACUCCCGAUUGAAUCACUCUGUACAUACGAAUGAUUUUCAAGCGAAUAUUGUGUUUGCACCAUUCCACGAUACUAGUUUUACGGAAUUUAAAUGGGAAUGGAUUAAUAUCGGCAAUGCAAUCAUGAAGAAUGUCAAACCAUUACAUGUAGAAUCGGAUAUACCCGUGGAUAUGGCAUUAAACUUGAUGCAUUUACUUUGUGAAGUAUAUAUUCCUGGAUGCGCAUUUAUAAAUAAUAUUGUGUAUAUUCGUGUAAAUAAGAACGAUUCUGAAUACGAAGAAGAACAUGUUCGUCUGAUCCAUUAAUUUCUCAGUACAAGAUGGUCCUCUAUCGGACUGCUUGCAAAAAUUUUUUUAUACAUGUAC